CACACUCAGUCUCUCUCUCUCUCCUCUCUCUUCCUCUCCCUCUCUCUCUCUCUAAAACGUUCUCUCCUCUUUCUCUCUCUGUCUCUUCUGAUACAGCGAGGUUACAGGGCCGUGUACUCCCAGAGAAAAUACAGCUCAGAAACCCUAGACAGAAAAGAAGAACAACAACAGCAAGAAGCUGAACUCUGUAUUCGUUGAGAGAGAUUCGAAAGCAAAAAGGAAAAAAGAAAUAAAAAAUAAAACCGACGGAGAAAUCAAAGAGUGGGUUUUGUUCUGUUUUGUGUUCUGAUCAGUUUGGAUUGAGAAAAAUCUUGUGGGUUUCUUAGAACUGCCUCUAUCUGUUAGUGUUGAAGUUUUUCCUAUACUCUCCGGGUUUUUGGUUGAUAGAGUGAGGACAUACAUGUUUUAAGUUUGGAAUCAGGGGUUUGGUAGAGAGAGAAUAUGAUUCGUUGAUUAUUUAAGCUUUUGUGCUCAAUGGUUGACGUUACAGUGGAUCUGAAACUUGGUAUGUUCAACAGAGAUUCAUGUGAAAUCUGGUCGAAGAUUGCUUGUUUCACGGUGAUAGUAAGACUCUAGAAUGCUUAGAAUCGAAGCUCGUUUUCGGGUUUGGGCUUUUUUUGGUCUUUGGUUUGUGUUUGGUAAUCAGCACAACAUGCUCAGACACGAAGCAUACCCUUUUCUGUUGGUGCACAAUAACGACUUUGAAGCCUUUGGCCAUGGAUUUUGGAGUGAAAUGCCAUCUGGGUUGAGCUCUGUGCUCGGAGUUUAGGUUAGUUUAUUGAAAAUUCAUGUUCUUUUAGAUAGUUGUCGCCGAGUAUUUAUUCUUGUGGUUCUGGAAAAGAUGGUGCCUUCGGGGCCGCCCACUCCUAUUGGUGGUGCCCAACCUGUUCCGCCGUCGCUCUUGAGAUCAAAUUCCGGUAUGUUGGGAGCUCAAGGUGCCCCCCUACCUGCGCAGGCAGUGUUUCCUUCGCUUGUCUCACCGCGCACUCAAUUUAACAACAUGAAUAUGCUUGGAAAUGUUCCUAAUGUGUCUUCGCUCUUAAAUCAAUCUUUUGGAAAUGGGAUUCCGAAUUCAGGGCUUCCUGGCCCUGGUGGUAGCCAGCGUGGAGGUAUCGAUACAGGGGCCGAGUCGGAUCCACUUUCUUCUGUUGGCAAUGGAAUGAGCUUCAAUGCUCCUUCGUCUACUUACGUUGCAUCAACUAUGGCUAACCCUGGUUCAUCUGGUCAAGGUCAGGGUCAACAGUUUUCUAAUGCUUCUGGUAACCAGCUGUUGCCGGAUCAACAGCAGUCUCAGCAGCUUGAGCCUCAGAACUUUCAGCAUGGUCAGCAGCCAAUGCAACAGUUUUCCAGCCCUCACAACGCACAGCAACAGCAGCAGCAAUUUCAAGCUAUCCGAGGAGGCUUAGCUGGCGUUGGACCAGUCAAGUUAGAGCCCCAAGUGAGUAAUGAUCAACACGGACAACAACAACCGCAGCCACAGCACCAGCAGUUGCAUCCCUUGAGAAAUCUUAGUGCGGUGAAAUUGGAACCGCAACAACUUCAGAAUAUGCGAGGCUUGGCGCCUGUAAAGUUGGAACCCCAACACUCGGAUCAGUCGUUGUUUAUGCAUCAGCAGCAGCAGCAGCAGCAGCAGCAGCAGUUCCUGCACAUGUCGAGGCAGUCCUCUCAGGCUGCUGCAGCUCAGAUGAAUCUUUUGAAUCAACAAAGAUACUUACAGUUACAACAGCAACACCAGCAACAACAACUCUUAAAAGCAAUGCCUCAGCAACGGGCUCAAUUACAACAGCUUCAGCAGCAGAAUAUACCGUUGAGAUCACCUGCAAAACCCCCUUAUGAACCUGGAAUGUGUGCAAGGCGUUUGACGAGUUAUAUGCACCAACAACAACAAAGGCCUCAAGACAACAAUAUUGAGUUCUGGAGGAAAUUUGUUACCGAGUUCUUUGCACCCCAUGCAAAAAAGAAAUGGUGUGUUUCUAUGUAUGGAAGUGGCCGGCAAACAACUGGUGUUUUCCCUCAGGAUGUAUGGCAUUGUGAAAUAUGCAAUCGGAAACCUGGCCGUGGUUUUGAAGCGACUGUUGAGGUUCUCCCCAGGCUUUUUAAAAUUAAGUAUGAAAGUGGUACUUUGGAGGAACUUUUGUAUAUUGAUAUGCCCCGUGAGUACCCCAAUUCAUCAGGCCAAAUCGUCUUAGACUAUGCAAAGGCAAUACAAGAAAGUGUUUUUGAUCAACUUCGUGUUGUUCGUGAUGGCCAACUUCGAAUAGUUUUCUCUCCAGAUCUUAAGAUAUGCUCUUGGGAAUUUUGUGCAAGGCGUCAUGAAGAACUUAUUCCUCGAAGAUUGUUGAUACCUCAGGUUAGUCAGCUUGGUAAUGCUGCUCAGAAAUACCAGGCUGCUACUCAAAAUGCGUCGUCCAAUUUAUCAAUUCCAGAGAUGCAAAAUAAUUGUAAUAUGUUUGUGGCUUCUGCUCGACAAUUGGCAAAAACUUUGGAAGUCCCAUUAGUGAAUGAUUUAGGUUAUACAAAGAGAUAUGUACGCUGCUUGCAGAUAUCAGAAGUGGUGAAUAGUAUGAAGGACUUGAUUGAUUACAGUCGAGAAACAGGAACAGGCCCUAUGGAGAGCUUGGCCAAGUUUCCUCGAAGAACAAGCACGACGUCUGGGCUACGCAGCCAAUCUCAACAGUCUGAAGAACAGCUACAACAGCAGCAGCAGCAGCAGCAACAGCAACAGCAACAGCAGCAGCAGCAGCAGCAGCAGCAGCAGCCAGCAAUGACCCCGAAUUCAAAUGGUGAUCAAAGCUCUGGCCAAGGCACAAUGCAACUUGCCUCUAGCAAUGGUGUUGCUAGUGUAAAUAAUCCUCUGAACCCAGCUUCCACAUCUUCCUCUGCGAGCACCAUCGCCGGGCUCCUCCACCAAAAUUCAAUGAAUUCCAGACAGCAAAAUUCUAUGAAUAAUGCAAGCAGUCCAUAUGGAGGUAGUUCAGUUCAGAUCCCUUCCCCAGGUUCUUCCAGUACGAUUCCGCAGUCACAACCCAACCCUUCCCCUUUCCAGUCACCAACGCCCUCGUCUUCUAACAAUCCACCGCAAACAUCACACGGUGCAUUACCAGCUGCCAGUCACAUGAGUACUGCAAACUCACCGGCAAAUAUCUCCAUGCAGCAACAGCCGGCUCUCUCUGGUGAGGCUGAUCCAAGUGAUUCCCAGAGCUCUGUCCAGAAAAUCUUGCAUGAAAUGAUGAUGUCCAACCAACUCAAUGGAGGUAUGGUUGGUGCCGGUGCUAUGGGGAAUGAUGUGAAGGGGAUUUUGCCAACGAGUAACAACACAAGCAUGAAUGGUGGAAACUGCCUAGUAGGGAAUGGGAUGUCCAACAGUAAUUCGGGUAUUGCAGGUGCCGGAUUUGGCACAAUGGGUGUUGCUGGACUUGGUCAAUCUGCCAUGGUUAAUGGGAUCAGAGCUGCAAUGGGAAAUAAUGCGAUGAUGAAUGGAAGAGUGGGAAUGCCGUUGAUAGGUCGAGACCAGAUUAUGCAUCAUCAACAGCAGCAAGAUUUGGGGAACCAGCUGCUUAGUGGGCUAGGAGCUGUUAAUGGCUUUAAUAAUCUACAAUUUGAUUGGAAAUCUUCCCCUUGAAUAGCUCGAUUGACCGACCGCCUUUUACAUGUGUAUGGUUCUUGAUCACGGCUGCUUGUGCGGCAUGAGAAAAUGGCAGAAUUGCCUGUGGUGGCCCUGUGGAGGAUGGUUUAUAAAAAGGAAAAAGAAAAAAGAAAAGAGAAGAAAAAGAACACAAACGGGGUGAAAAUGGUUAUAACAGGGCUACUUCCCACUUUGUACUAAUCUGUUAUUUAUAUAUAAGUGAAAGGAAAAUAUGGUGGCUGGUUUGUGUGGCUGACGGGGCUAAUUUUUUCUUGUGGUUUUCAAUAUACUUUUAUAUAUUCUUUUUCCUUUUUCACUUAAUAGUUCUUAUUUUGUUUUACUACAAUUUUCAAACUUCUGAUGUUGUCUUUUUCUCGUGUUACCGAUUAGAAUAGCGGAGUCAAAGGAUUGAGCAGAGUAACUAGUUCUAUCCAGACAAGUUGUGUU
Molecule: messenger RNA, 4072 nt
Organism: Morus notabilis
Lineage: Eukaryota; Viridiplantae; Streptophyta; Magnoliopsida; Rosales; Moraceae
Product: transcriptional corepressor SEUSS
Exons: 10
Coding region: 842-3622 (926 amino acids)
Biological process (GO): negative regulation of transcription by RNA polymerase II; positive regulation of transcription by RNA polymerase II
Cellular component (GO): transcription regulator complex; nucleus
Source: RefSeq, a predicted model, not a curated record